GGCUUGAGCUGGUAAGCCCAGACGUCGUGCAAAGAGGAGUGCCCUUGGCCCUCGGAGGAGGCGGCUCGAGGGCGGGACGCUGGGCGCACGGCGGUUUAAAGGCGCGGCGGGCAAGAGUCGAGAAGCAGUCCGUCCCGCAACAGCCAUCCCGAGCCGUUCUCACCCCAGCGACCGGGAACAGCAGUUUUUCCAACGUCUACCUGGCAAAGAUGAUCAAAAUCUCCCCGUCCCUCCUCUUGGUGCUGGUCGCCGCCGCCGCCUUGACCUUGGGCAAAUACAUGCCAAAGACGGGCAAGAGGAUCCCUCAAACUCUGUCCAGAGGAUGGGGCGAUCAGCUGAUCUGGGCUCAGACGUAUGAGCAAGCGCUCUACUGGGCCAGGUCCAGGAACAAGCCCUUGAUGGUUCUCUUCCACCUGGAGGACUGCCCGCACUCCCAGGCACUGAAGAAAGUGUUUGCCGAGGACGAUGAGCUCCAGAAAGUCCUCGAUGAGGACUUUGUCCUGCUCAACCUCAUGUAUGAAACCACCGACAAACAUCUCUCCCCGGACGGCCAGUAUGUUCCCAGAAUCCUUUUUGUCGACCCCUCGAUGACCGUGAGGGCCGAUGUCACCGGUCGCUAUGCCAACCGCAUGUAUGCCUACGAACCCAAUGACGUCAAACUACUGAAAAACAACAUGAAGAAGGCCAAGAAACUCCUCAAGUCUGAGCUUUGAGACGCAGCUGUCGCUUCAGCCGACGAGUGGAAACAAGUCGUUCUGCUCACGUCUUCGCUCCGAAGCUCUCCUUGCUUCCGCCCGCUUAUCCACGUUGCCUUUGCAAAUAAAUUGGAAAACGCUGA
Molecule: messenger RNA, 838 nt
Organism: Hippocampus comes (tiger tail seahorse)
Lineage: Eukaryota; Metazoa; Chordata; Actinopteri; Syngnathiformes; Syngnathidae
Gene: agr2
Product: anterior gradient 2
Exons: 8
Coding region: 210-713 (167 amino acids)
Cellular component (GO): endoplasmic reticulum
Source: RefSeq, a predicted model, not a curated record